AUGAACUUCACGGGAGUAAGCAGCAGCCGACGCAGAACAGUCAAUCUAGGCAACAAGAAACAGCAGCAGCCAAACACCAAUUUCCUCCAACAGGCGAAACUACAACGGCAACAGCGAGAAGAGCAGCGCACAAAGGAACGAGCGGCCAAAGUUCUUCAAAAAAGCAUACAGCGGUAUCUUGACCGGAAACAGCAGAUUGCUCACCUUUUGCAAAGAUGGCAGGACGGUGAAGGUGACUUGAGCACAUGGCUUGCUGAUGCCGUGUUGCUUUUAAAGUAUCUGGAGCGCAAACCGGAAACGAUCCACGUUUUAGUCAGCGUUCUUUACAACCGCAUGAGCUCCAGCGCAGAGACAGUCGAGCAAUUGCCCCCGUUCAUCAACGCUAGACUUGUUGAUGGCCUCGCUGAUGUGCUUCCACACGCAAGCCGGCAAAACAAAGCUCUAAUUUUCAAGAUCUGGCGCUUGGUCCAUUUCCCCAGCGAUAAGCUGAUUAAUGCCUUGUACGACUGGAUACAAUCGGACCGAGAUAUCGACCCAGAGAUGCUAUCGGAGGUGGUUUCAUACGUGUUCCAAGUGGCAUGGGAGCAGGAGUUGGACUUUGCGACCUUUAUCCGCGUCUUGGGCUUGAACGUGUUUCAUGAAGCUAACCCGCACUAUUUAACAGUGAUUCGGGAUCGAGUGGAGUCCGCACACAGCGGACAAGUGUCGGCGAGCAAGGUCAUGACCAAGAACUUUUUCAUCAUCCAUGGCAACGAGAGCUUUACCGGCAAAGACUUUAAGUUGAUCUCGAUGAUUUUACCAGACUCUGCAGAAAAUAAUGAUGAAAAUGAUAUCGGUGAUGACGAUAACGAUGUGGUGGGUGAAUUGUAUUCACUAGAGUUUUUGCGAGGGGUGGUUUCACUACUACAGGAAGAACCAACCACCUCGCUCGCCAUCCUUUCGACUUUGCUUCGGCAUUCACCAGCUCAAAAGCAGGUCGUCUUCAACAUGAUAUGCGCCAGGGCAUCCAACAUAGCUUCAAUUUUCCAUCAACUAGUGCAAAUGGAUGCCUAUCUGAGGAAGAAUGACCGCGACAGGCUGUUUGUCAGUUUGUUCCAAGAGCUAGUUUUGUUUUGGUUGAUUGUUUCCAACGACUCUGAGUUUUACCAAGCAUUGUCGCGCGAAGAAGUUGUCGAAUUGACAAGUCUAUUGAAAUCCAUGUGCUUGAAAUUGCUCAACACCGACAUCAAAAGCGACUUUGCCGAAGUCUCGUUUAACUUGCUAACUCAGAUCUACCAAAAGAACUUGCGGCUUGAGUUCUUGCCCACGGGUUUCUGGAUACAGGACCUCAAGAUUAAUGUAGACAAGGUGAUUGUUCACGUGCGUGACAGCUUAAACGAAAAUGACAACGAUGAUGAUGAUGAUAAUGAUAACUACGAUUAUGGCUCUGGCUAUGGCUAUGACAAUGGGCGCGAAGAUGGCAAGAACCUGGACUAUUUAAGCCGAUUGAUGAAGAAAAUGCCAUACACAUUGCCGUUUUACACUCGAGCUCAGAUCUUUCAAGGAAUGGUGGACACUGAAAAAAAAGAUGAUGCCGUGCUGUUUUUCAUGGAGGCAACAAGAUUGAAAGCCAAGAUCAGACGAGAACACUUGUUAGAAGACGCCUUUUCGGCGUAUGCUCAAACGGGCUCCCAGUUCAAAAACAAGCUUCUGGUUGAAUUUCACAAUCAAUACGGGCUAGAGGCGGGCAUAGAUGGUGGUGGAAUCACCAAGGAGUUUCUCACGUGCGUGCUCGCUGCUGGAUUUGACCCCGAGGAAAGGUUAUUUCUGGAGACAUUUGAUCAUCAAGUGUACCCCACGGGCGAGCGGUAUGAGAUGCUAUAUUUCUUGGGGAUGUGCGUGGGGAAAUGCCUUUACGAAAACGUUUUGCUCGAUGUGCCAUUUGCCACGUCGUUUCUCAAUAAAUGGACGGGACAUCGAAACACAUUUGACGAAUUGCAAAUAUUCGAUCCGCUGUUGUACCAGAGUUUGAAAUUGCUCGCACAUAUGCCACCGCUGGAACUUGAAAAUUUGAACUUGAAUUUCAUGAUUGACGACAUGGGCAAGCAAGUGGAAUUGGUCAAGAAUGGUCAACAUGUCUACGUGACGAAACUGAAUGUUGCAAUAUAUGUUCAGAAAUAUGCCGAUUACAAGUUGAAUCGAGCUUAUUCGCGUCAAACCACCGCGUUCCUCUCGGGGGUGUUUCAAAUUAUCCCGCGCUGCUGGUUUCAAAUUUUUGAUGCGUUCGAAUUGCAGAAACUAAUCUCCGGCGAGAUGCUGCUGAUAAAUAGGAAAGACUGGCGUGACAAUUCCAUUGUCCAUGGGUUUGAAUUCAAUUCACCCGUGGUUGACAUGUUUUGGCAGCUCAUGGAUGAGUUUUCCGAUGAGGAUGUGGGCAAGUUGCUUGCGUUUGUCACUUCAUCCAAGCGAGCCCCCUUGUUGGGCUUUAGUCGGCUUGAGCCUAAAUUUGGGAUCCAAAAUAAGGGCAGAGGCGACGCCUUGCCCAGUUCAUCCACUUGCAUUAAUCUUCUCAAGAUCCCAGAGUAUCUGCUGAAGGAAAAAAUGAGGGAAAAGAUUCUUUACGCGAUCAAUGCCGAGGCCGGGUUUGACUUGUCAUGA
Messenger RNA from Lodderomyces beijingensis, 2637 nucleotides. The record is from the annotation of a GenBank genome assembly. Lineage: Eukaryota; Fungi; Ascomycota; Pichiomycetes; Serinales; Debaryomycetaceae.